Messenger RNA from Diutina rugosa, 4305 nucleotides. RefSeq lists its product as uncharacterized. The record is from RefSeq and is a predicted model, not a curated record. Gene Ontology annotation, biological process: transmembrane transport. NCBI's taxonomy places the organism in Eukaryota, Fungi, Ascomycota, Pichiomycetes, Serinales, Debaryomycetaceae. The coding region runs from base 1 to 4305 and encodes 1434 amino acids. The transcript has a single exon. Gene Ontology annotation, cellular component: membrane. Gene Ontology annotation, molecular function: ATP binding; ABC-type transporter activity; ATP hydrolysis activity.
AUGGCGUUGAGUGACAAACAAGGCCAAGAUUCUUCGCUGGCUUCGGGCAUGACAAGUGAGGAUUGGCGCCAACUGGAGAAGGAGUGUCGAUCGAAACUCUGCGCCUUAGAUAGCAAGUCCCACGACUUAGCCAACCUAUUGCAAGUCAUAAAGGAGCUGUACGGAUCAAAUGCCCGCCUGUCUACAGUCUCCAUGCGAGACUUCCGACUACUGUUGAAGCGGAGACCUUUCAAGAGGAAACUGACAAUCACGGAUCUUUUCAUCUUCCCACUCACGUUGACUCAGUUUCUUCAAGAACUCAAGUCGCCAUGGUAUCGUGUUUUGUAUCGGAUCGAUUUCAUCGCCCACCCAAAUGAGAUGGUGCUUGUGCUUGGUCGACCGGGUUCCGGUUGCACUCUGCUUCUCAAAGCGAUAGCAGCUAACGACAUUGACUCAUUCACAAAAGUAGAAGGCGAUCUUCGAUACGGCGACUUGACACAACAUCAAGCAAUAAAACUGCCCGACCACGACAUGAUAUACUGCCUGGACAAGGAUAUCCAUUUCCCAAGCUUGACGGUGGAACAGACACUCAAAUUCGCUAUUUCUUGCAAGACACCAGCACUCUUCCGUGGUUGGAGACUACAAAGAGACUACAUCAAUAAGAUGACAGUGAUGUUUGCCCAGAUAUUAGGUCUUUCGGAUGCGAUCCACCAGAGGGUUGGCGACGCCGCGCACCCCGGACUCCUGAUAUAUCAGAAGCGACGCCUCACCGUCGGAGAAGCCCUUGCUUGUCGAGGCAAUCUUUACUGCUGGGACAAUGCUACCCGUGGCCUUGAUGCAUCAUACCUAGGUGAAUUCACCGACACUGUUCGCCAGUGGACGACGUCCUUGGGAACGACGUCGUUUGUGACGGAGAACCUGCUUCCGAAUAGCGUGUACUCUCACUACGACAAGGUGAUUGUCAUGUACCAUGGCCGGCAGAUAUACUAUGGACCCACGUCGGAGGCUAAAGCUUACUUUGAACGUAUGGGCUAUGUGAGUGCUCCUGAUCAGCAAAUCUCGGACUUUUUGACUUCCGUGACAUCAAGACUCAGUCGGAAGAAAAACCCUGAUAUCAAACGAUACAUACCCGAACUGGCGGAUGAAAUGGAGAAAUGGUGGCAGGACCUGGAUGAAUUCAAAGCAUUGCAAGAUGAACUUCAUUCUUUUUGCCAGCCCCUCGAAAACCAGCCAAGGGAGGGAAAAUGGUACAAUCGGUACGACCAUAACCAUUUCCAUUCGCAUUUUACUGUAAGCUACCCCAUUCAAGUGUGGCUUUGUAUAAUCCGUGCCUUCCAGAGGCUUCGUGGUGACUUUAUGUACCAAUCGAUCAACGUUAUAUUGGGUCUGAUUCAGGGAGUAUUGAAUGGCUCCAUGUUAUGGGACGUACCUCAGCUGGCGGCUGCUGCUAGUCCUCGAGGCGGUGUGUCUUUUUUUGCAUUAUUGUUUACUACGUUGCUGUGCUUGUCCGACGUGGGAUUUUCAUUUGCUAAUAGAGAAGUCAUCGAUAAACAAAAAUCAUACGGUAUGGCUCAUUCGCUGGCGGAUGCUAUUGCUAUGUUUGUGCAGUUGAUACCAGUUUCGGCCAUCGCCUGUAUUACGUUCGUCAUCCCGUUGUACUUUUUGAGUGACAUGAGACGAGAGGCCGGUCCCUUUUUCAUUUUGUUCUUGUUUGUUUACAUGGCACAACUUUCAACAAUUACUUUGUUUCGAGCUGUUGGGGCGUUGAACCGAUCACUUUUAAUCACACAGAGUUUGGCAGGGUUUUUGGCAAUGAUAACAUUGGUGUACUCACUGAGUCUUGUUGCCCGUCCCUAUAUGCCAGUGUGGUUCAGGUGGAUAUCCUACGUCAAUCCUACAUUUUACGCUUAUGAGCUGGCUUUAAGCACUGAAUUUCAUAACAGAGGAAUGGAAUGUGGUGGUCCCAGACUUAUCCCGAGCGGUCCGGGGUAUGAAACAACGUUUCCGGGUGGUCAGGGUUGUGCUGCUCCAGGCUCACUGUUAGGGGAAACUAUGGUUCAAGGCGAUGUUUACUUGAAGAUGGUGUACACCUUUCUGUACAGCCACGUUUGGCGUAACUUGGGGUUUAUGAUAGCCUACAUCUCGUUCAAUCUUUUCGUCAACAUAAUGGGUCUUGAGUUCGUUGCUCCCAUCCGCCGCCUCAAUCACAAAUUGAUCUAUCUCCGUGGGAAACUUCCCAAGGAAUUGAAGUAUGUUGAAAAAAGUACCGCAAGGGACAUUGAAUGUCGACCCGACGAUGUGUUGCCUACUCUCGAUGAUGAUUGGGCACCUCCCUCGUGUACGAAAAUGUUCUCUUAUUUCGAAAACGAAAAUGUUUUCGCUUGGAAAAACCUCAGCUUGCAAGUUAAGAAGAAGGUAGACGGCCAGAAACACUCGACUACUCAGCUACUUCUUGAUGAUGUGUUUGGAUACAUUGAACACGGCAAAAUGACUGCAAUCAUGGGUGAAUCAGGCUCGGGUAAGUCACUUUUGUUGAAAACUUUAGCACACCGUAGAGAUGUCGGGGUGUUGACGGGUGAGAUGCUUAUCAAUGGUGCACCAUUAGAUCUGAGUUUUCGCCGUCAAACAGGAUACGUUUCACAGGAGAACUUAUUUCUAGCGACCGACACUGUGAGAGAGACCCUUUAUCUUAGUGCGUGCCUUCGUCGUCCGUCUCUGGUUAGCGAGAAAGAGAAGAAAGAUUACUGUGACGAGAUAAUCAGAAUGAUGGAAAUAGAUGCUUACGCUGAUGCUGUUAUCGGAAAGAAUGCCCUGGGUCUUACUAUAAAGCAACAAAAACAACUUGCGAUAGCCAUAGAACUUGUGGCAAAGCCAUCAUUGAUUAUGUUUUUGGAUGAGCCAACUUCGAAAUUGGAUUACCAAUCGUCGUUUGCUAUUCUUACAAUGCUUCGUGACUUAGCUUCAGCUGGUCAAAUGGUUCUUUGCACUGUGCACAAACCACCAGGACUACUCUUGGAUAUGUUUGAUAGAGUAUUAUUGCUUGGAAAUGGCGGUAAAAUGCUAUACUUUGGCGACGUGGGACCAAAUUGCCAAGUAGUAGUCAAUUAUUUCGCAAGACACGGCGCCAGUGAGUGCAAGGAUUAUGAAAGUCAAGCUGAUUAUAUCUUGGAAGUUACGAAUGAGGCUUCGCACAAGCUGGAUAUCAACUGGCAUGAAGUUUGGCAGUCUUCGCCAGAAAGGCGAGAGGCUAUGGAAGCCUGGGACCGGAUUGUCAACGAGUAUCUGAGCACACCCCAACUAUCUGAUCAUCAAAGGAAUGAGCUCUCCAAGAAGUACGCCUCCUCCUAUUUAACACAAUUUCGCUGGGUCUAUCUUCGCACGUUGAGAUGUUUUUGGCGGGACCCAAUAUAUGCUCUAGCAAAAUUCUUCAUGCAAAUAUCAUUGGGACUCGUUAUUGGAUUCACCUACUGGUCUCCUGCACCCAACCAGACGCAGGUGGCAAAUGGAUUGUUUGUUUCGUUUUUCACUGUGGUGUUCACGUCCCCUAUUCUUUCAGUGAUUCAACAGAAGGCAAUAGAGGGACGUACUGUUUAUGAAGCUUCUGAUGGGCCCCUGAGAACAUACAGUUGGGUGAUUAUGAUUUUGACGGAAGCUUUUGUUGAAAUACCAUUCAUGUGGUUUCAAGCGGCGAUCAUGUUUGUUGCCAUUUACUUCCCGACACGAGCAGAUUUGCUGGCAUCCCAUGCUGGCAUAUUUUACUUGUCACAAGGCGUGUGGCUCCAGACUUUCGUUGUUCUGUUCUCACUUAUGCUAUACUAUUACGCACCAACAUUUGACAUUGCUGUGGCAGUUGCAAACAAUUUGAAUUCGAUUCUUUGUUCAUUUUGUGGUGUGCAACAAGCUAGAAAUAUGAUGCCUGGAUUUUGGAAGUUCUUGAACCGGGUUGAUCCAUACACUUACUAUAUGGAAAACAUGCAAACACUGAUGAUGCAUAAUCGUCCAAUUAGGUGCUUCGCCAAUGAAAUGGCCCACUUUUAUCCACCCCAGGGGAAGACCUGCGGAGACUACAUGCAACAAUUCGUUGAAGCUAACGGGGGUUACGUUGAGGAUCCGAAUAGCACAACUCAAUGUGCGUAUUGUUUGUUUACCAAAGCUGAUGAAUUUUUGAGUACGGUUGGGGUGAGUUACAAUAAUGUUGGUCGCAAUGUUGGGUUCUUUGCCGCCUAUUCAAGCUUUAAUUUAUUGUUGGCCCUAGGACUCUAUUGGAUUUUCAGAGUUAAGAAGUGGCCUCGCAUGCACCGGAACAAUAGAGACAAACCAUUUUGA